UUUAACUAUUUCUUAAGGUUUUACAACAUAUUCGUGAUUUAAAAUGUGUUCCCAACUUAGAACAUGUUCUUGAUAAUAAGAACGCGUUAACGAUUUUAACCGUUCUUUUCAAGCAAUUCUCGUUCCAUUCUGUUCUAUUCUUUUACUAAGUGUUCCAAUAUUUUUAAGAAGGCAUUCUAAACGUUCUUGAUCGUUCCGUUUGUUCUCGGGAAAGAACAAUCAUUCCACCAGGAACGCGCCCAGCCCUAUGUCCAAGUACCCGGAGUAGUAUUCUCCAGGAGUUUCUUUACCAUAGAGCCAAAGUAUCCAGUCCACCAUACCAAUUCUACCUGCCAGUGUUUGCCAAAGCCCACAGGCUUGAUGCAAAAAAGCUGGAAUCUGCAAGGAAGGAGUUUGCAUCUAUGGGAAUCUGCAGGGAUCAUCCGACGUUCUUCCUCUCUUUGGGCUAGCUCUUUACUCAUGGUGAAGAAACCUGGACGCCUUGUGGCAAUUACCACCAAAUACUCUAACUCUUCUUGAGAGAUAUCCUUUUCCAGAUAUAAUAGUCCAGGAAGUUCAGUAUCUCCAUGGAUUAGCGGAGAGAUUAUGUGAGGUGAUGAAAUCUCCUCUUUACCCUGGAGGACCAAUGGAUGUUAUGUGCUCAACAAACAAAACAAACGAGUUCAAAUCAAUUUUAAACAAGAGGGGAAUGGAAAUAGAAGAAAUUAUAGAAAAUAUGGGAUCUUUGAUACGGAGCAUUGAAACUAAGAAGAGAAGAAACUCCAGGAAAGAAAAAAAAGCCAAGAUGAAUUGGGACGACUAUCAAAGGUAUGAGACAAUAGUUAUAUGGAUGAAGAAAACAGCAAAAGAAAAUCCUUCGUUUAUAAAACUUAUCAAAAUGGGAAGAUCAGUUGAAGGAAGAGGUAUAUUUGGUUUAAAGAUUGGAAAUUCCCCCCUGGGAACUGAAACUAGGGCUGUGUGGAUAGAUGGAGGAAUACAUGCUAGAGAAUGGAUUGCUAUCAGUACUUCAACAUAUAUCAUAAAAAAACUUAUUGAUACUUUCUCCAGUGAACAAACAAGUGAUCCAGUGAUCCAAAGUGUUGACUGGUACAUAGCACCAUUAUUGAACCCUGAUGGAUAUGAGUACACUCAUACUAAUAAGAGACUUUGGAGAAAAAACAGACGCGAACCACCGGUGGGAGAUAAGAAAAAUUGUUAUGGCGUGGAUUUAAACAGAAAUUUUGGCACAACUGGAUUCGGAAUAGGAGCUUCUACUAGAACUUGUUCUGAAGUGUAUUGGGGAACAGCUGAGAAUUCCGAACCUGAAACUAAAGCAGCGGAGAAAACCAUUCUUAAAUACAAAAAUAAUAUUCGGGUCUACAUAACCUUCCAUUCUUACGGACAAUCUUGGUUAACUUCCUGGGGAUAUACAUCGGAUUUACCGGAAGAUUAUGAUAAACUUUAUACCCUGGCUAGAAGAGGAGCAGAUGCUUCAGAGUUGGUAAACCCAAAGAGAGAAUAUAUUGUUGGAGCUGGGGGAGCAGCUUUAUAUUUGGCUGGUGGAGCUACUGAUGAUUGGGCUAAGAUUGAAGCAGAAAUUCCCUACUCAUAUACAGUAGAACUUCCCACUAAGAAAUCAUUUGUUGUUGAUCCUGCUGAGAUUAUUCCUAUUGGUGAGGAAUUAUGGGCAGCAAUGAGGGAGAUGGCAAUAGAGGCUGCAAAUACUCCUCUUGGCAAGGAUAAAAGAUUAAAAGAAGUGAAGGCGUAAAUUCAAGUGACCCUCCAUCUUUAGAGAGGCAUACCUGCAGUACUCUUAAACAUGUAUAUGAUGUUCAUCAACAGAGAGAUCUCUUUGUUUAUCUCUAAAAGUUGUUUAAAGGAAUUGAUUCUUUGCCACACACUCAAAUUUUAAAAUCCCUUUAUCUUUGCAA
Eurytemora carolleeae is the source of this 1910-nucleotide messenger RNA. Its product is annotated as carboxypeptidase B. The record is from RefSeq and is a predicted model, not a curated record. Lineage: Eukaryota; Metazoa; Arthropoda; Copepoda; Calanoida; Temoridae. Bases 596 to 1747 code for a protein of 383 amino acids. Gene Ontology annotation, biological process: proteolysis. The transcript has 15 exons. Gene Ontology annotation, molecular function: zinc ion binding; metallocarboxypeptidase activity.